This is a messenger RNA of Corticium candelabrum, 8266 nucleotides long. Its product is annotated as probable ubiquitin carboxyl-terminal hydrolase FAF-X. Gene Ontology annotation, cellular component: cytosol; nucleus. NCBI's taxonomy places the organism in Eukaryota, Metazoa, Porifera, Homoscleromorpha, Homosclerophorida, Plakinidae. The transcript is spliced from 56 exons. Gene Ontology annotation, molecular function: cysteine-type deubiquitinase activity. Gene Ontology annotation, biological process: protein deubiquitination; cell migration. The record is from RefSeq and is a predicted model, not a curated record. Bases 203 to 8011 code for a protein of 2602 amino acids.
UGGAUGUCCACACACACGCACGCACGCACGCACACACACACACACACACACCAGUGGUAGCUAACGCAUGCGCACAAAGACAAGCGUGCUGUCAUGUCAGAGAAGUAGCAAUUCUGGAGGAAUUAAAAGAGAUUUGAAAUUUAAUCACUAACUGGAGAGACCUCGAGAAUUGAUAGAGUUAUAAUUUGUAAUCUCAAGUGUAAUGAAGGUGAGUGGCAGUGCAGCUGGAGGAACUGACCCUAAUGCACAGGAAACCAGAAACAGUGAACAACCACCGAUGGGUACUACGCCUACCACUGGUAGUCAGGUACCGUCGUCUGAUAGUCAAAUAAGCACAACAUCAUCACAACAGACAGAUAGCUUACCUGCGAUCUCUGAGGAUCAAAACCAAUCUACUUAUGACAUAUUUGAUGAGCCGCCUUCGUAUGAGUCGGCCGUAUCAUCUGGAUAUUUAGAGAAUACUGCAAAUGAUGCUAGUAACAGUGAGAGUACAGAGAAGGUGGAGUCAGGUGAACCUGAGUUUCCAGUGAGGGAUUUGCAAAAACUAGAUGAGAGUUUGAAUAAGACAAAAUGGGUUGUACCUGUAACGCCAGGAGCAGAGCUGGAGAUUUUAUUGGACGCGGCUAUUGAUUUAUGCAAGAGAGGAUUAGACACUAAAAGUGAACCAUGUCAGAGAUUCUUUCGAGAAGGCCUUCAGUCUUCAUUUGCCAAGCUAAUGAUGGAUGAUGCUGUGAUACAAUGGAAACCGGAGAUUCACCAAUACAUUUACGAUAGUUCCUUGAAAGUUAUUCAGUUGUGUGUGACAAAACUAGCCGACGACUGGUUUUGUCUUCUUGAGUUGUUGGCAGUGGUUUUAAAUGCAAACAACAGAUUUCAUCAAGUGAAUCACAAGGAACUUGCAAAGACACUACCUCAAGAUGGAUGUAAAUUGUUGAAGACAUAUGCUGAACCCCAUGAACAGUACAACAAGGGUUGGCUUGUAGACUUUGUUAAUACGUUUGGUAAUCUCGAUGGAUUUGAGGCUCUUUACAAUCGUGUUGUAAAGGGUAGCAAUCUCACUGUUCCUAUAAUGGCGGCUCUUCUCAAGCCUUUUGCUGUUUGCACACAAGUACUGUCCGUUACUUGUGCAGAGCAAUAUCUUAUGCCUUGUUGUGACUCGGUGUUAGAAGUUUUGAAAAAUCUUACUGAUGAGGAUUUGAAGAAAGAGACUAAGAGUGAAUCAAAGAGUGAUAAUUUGACGUCGGUUGUGAAGUCGUUGAAGGUGUUGUAUCAGCAUGUUCCUGAGAGACGAUGUAUGUUGGAGGAGAUCGAGUCAUUCAGACUGAAGAUGAUUCUUAGAUUACUGCAGAUUUCGUCAUUCAGUGGCAAGAUGAAUGCUCUUAAUGAAGUAAAUCGCUUAGUGCAAUCAGUCUACAGUUACAGUGGGAGAUCGGUGUAUGAUGAUGAGGAGACGGGAGUCACAUCAGACAGGCUAGCUGAAUGGAUUCAAGAUAAUAAAGUAUUGUCAAUUGUGCUGAAAGACAACCUUCAUCAACCACAGUAUGUUGAAAGAUUGGAGAAAAUCCUUUGGUUUAUGAUCCGUCAGAAGGCAUUGACGAAAGAUGACUUGGACACUCUGUGGGCAGCACAAGUUGAUAAACAUGAAGCCAUUGUCAAGAACAUACACGACCUUCUUGCAAGAUUAGCAUGGAAUUUUUCAGCUGAACAGCUUGACUAUCUUUUUCAGUGUUUCCAGAAAAGUUGGACACAUGCAGGGAAACGACAACGAGAGAAGCUAUUAGAAUUAAUUAGAAGACUUGCAGAGGACGACAAAGAAGGAGUGAUGGCAGUGAAGGUGUUGGGAUUGUUGUGGAAUCUUGCUCAUUCUGAAGAUUGUCCAAAGGAAAUUAUGGAGCAGGCUCUUGCAGCACACAUCAAGAUUCUUGACUACAGUUGUGCAGUGGAUCGCGAUCAGCAGAAAACACAGUGGUUACUACGAUGUAUUGAAGAGUUAAAGACAGAUGUUUGGGUGUUGCCAGCAAUUAAGAUGAUUCAUGACAUCUUUAGCAUGUAUUUUGAGGGACCAUCUAACAUGUCGGUUCAAACUCAUCACAACUUCUGUUAUCGACAGGAAGUCAUUAGCCAUUUUGAACGUAAAUACCAUCUUAUUGAUCUUGUGACACAGAAUCUUGGAUUGUACAUAGAGAAGGCUAGGAAAUACACUGAAGCAAAUCCGAGUACUGAACCAGCCGAGCUGAUGAUUGAUGGUCAUGUUUCUCAUGAACAACAAGUAACAGAACGACUCAACUUUCUCAGAUUUAUUUUGAAAGACGGGCAGCUCUACUUGUCUCUUGCUCCUGCAAAGACGAUUUGGCAUUGGCUUGCUGAAAAGGCAGUGUUUGGUUGUGACAGAGAAGCAGCUUUCAAAUGGUUUUCAAAGGUGAUGGGUGAAGAUCCUGACCUUGAACCAGAAGUUGGGCGGCCAUUCUUUGAGGAACAUGUUUUGCAGAUUGAUCCUGCAGAUGUCACAGAGAGUGGAAUGAAGUGUUUUGAGAGAGCAUUUACAAUGGUGAAUCAACGAGAACAGAAGCUGACACCUAAGAGGCAUCACCGAGUAACAAAUGACUUGUCAUUAGUUGGAUUGGAUUAUCUGUGGAAGCUAUUUCUACACGGCUCUGAUGAUAUAGCCAUUAGAGCUAUUGACAUUGUGAAGAAUAUUUACACAAAUCUUGGGCCUCCCCUUGAACCUAAACAGGUUGCAAUUCAUCGCAAAUUUAUUCAAACUUGCUUUGACUAUCUGCGUGAGUCAUACAGUGAAUUGAGUGGCUUGAAACAAGAGCUGGAUGCAGAAGAUCAAUCGAUUGCGACUGUGCACACAACUCGAAUGGUUCGGUGUCUGAAGCUGUUGAGAGAGUAUAUUGCUGAGUGUGAUGCGGCUCAUGAAGAUGAGCGAGCAAUACUACCACAUGGAAAAUCCUGGCUGGGUCGUCACACAACAUGGACGAUUCGAUUUCCAAUGCCAAAUGGUCGACCAGAAGACAUUGAACUUACAACUCAUGGCAAUGAGUCUUUAGCAGCAGUUCGACGGAAAAUUAUUAGAAUGCGACGAGGCUCUUCUCAGUCUUCGCGUCUAGAUUUGUAUAUCAAUGGCGAAUUAGUGAAUCCUAUGGAUGACAAGAAGCUGAUUCAUCAGCUACCAUUUAGAGACAAGCAGUUGGUAACCGCUAAGCUGAGUCACAUACGACAUGCAGUGUCUCCUUCACAAGAUUCGUCUUCUGAUUCAUCAACGAAUUCUGUGUCUCACCUAUUUGAGGGACCGAAUGUUGAGGUUGAACAGAGCCUUCCAGGAGUGGUAAUCUCUAGAGACCCAAGUUACUGUGCCUUCUUGCUAAAUAUCGGACAGUUGGGUAUUCAUUUUAAUGUUCCAAGUUUACGGGAUAAUGUGAGGCAACUUCUUGAACUCAUCCCAACUGACCAGGGAGCGAUGUUGAACAUCAGGCAGUGCAGUUCUGAAAUGACGAAAGAUGGAAUGGCUCAACUGAAGAAAUUGUGCUUUGAGAUGCCACCACUGAACACUCUAUACUACUUAGAGGUUGUUCAUUCCAUGUUAAUGCCAGCCAGCAGUUUUGAAGAGGAGCAAUCGCAACAGUUUCAAGUUUGGUUUUUCGAAAAUGGUGGCAUCUUUUUAUUGCUCAGUUUGCUCAAAGAACCAAACUUUAUGAGAGAUGCCGACAACACAACACGACGGUCUUCUUACUCUGUGUGUAUCAAACUUGCAAAAGUGAUGCUCUGUUCUAUGGGGUUUGCAAAACUAACCACUUGGAGUCGUUGUCUUCAACGAGGAGAGAGACUUUCUUCAGUAGAACAGAAUGAUCAGCAAAGAAUCUCGCAUGCUCUUCACCAGCUUCCUGGUUUGCAGACUGAUUUAUUGAUUUGGUCAAUCGCAACACGGCUUGGUCAAAUGGCCUCAGAAGCCAGUGUGAAUGCAUUAGAGUUGCCAUCACUUGAGACAAUACAUUCAGUGAAGCGCUUAGCUUGGGCAUCAUCAGCUGGAGUUAUUCACUUAGUUCAUGCAACACCAGAGGACAUACAUGCUGCUUUUGACCGAUCACCUGGAACAACAGGAAGAGCUGUAGAACCUGAGUGUUCAGCGAUAGCAAAAGAAGCUCUAGAAGUUUUGUCUGUAUGCUUGACUUUGCUUCCGUCUGCGCAUGAAAAUUUGACACGUGAUUCUAACUGGAAACUGUUCAUCUCUGACAUGCUACUUAUGGCCAGAACAAGAUCUGUACGCGUGGCUGCGUGUGAACAGUUUUAUCUGAUGAUCACUCGAUGCUCUGGUGAUUCACGUCCUCUUUCAUACUUUACUGUUCUUCUGUUUGCUGGUCUUGAGACGGAUGUUGUAAAGCGAGCGAAAAUGUCGUCAGAGUAUUUCACACUUCUCUGUCAUCUACUGAGCCACAUUUCCAGUACAAGAGAGAUACAACUUGACAUUGAGCACAAACUCAACUUGCAGAUUCAGUGGUUGAAAUCUGUCAAAAUGAAGUUUGGGGCAUCUGGAGGACCAGUUGUGGAAGAUUCUUUGUUGGAGGGACAUCUCAAUGUAAUGAAGGAACUACUGGCAUUUAAGACAUCAACAGAAAAACACAAAAUUGGAUCAUCAGAAGGACAAGGUCUUAUCAAGGAAUUAGUGGAAGACUUUUUGUGUCCAGCAUCUAGAAUGUUGUUGCAAGUCAAGAGAAGUCGUGGUUCUUUGCCAUCUGAGCCAGUCAAACCCAUAUGCUCUGUUGUUCAGACGCAAAAUGCUGCUUAUGACUUACUUGUAGCGUUUGUCACUGACUGUGUUCCAAACCUUGAAGAGCUGUGUCGGUUGCAAGAAGAACUCUUUUAUCAAGACAAUGCUAUUCCUUUGCUUGAGUGGGAGUUUGCUCCUCCUGUUGGUCCUCGACCUAUGAAGGGGUUUGUUGGUCUCAAGAAUGCUGGAGCAACAUGCUAUAUGAACUCUGUUGUUCAAAUGUUGUAUAUGAUUCCUGAGAUUAGAAAUUACAUAUUGAAGGUGCAGGAUUUGUGGAAAGAGACUGAAGAGGAGGAGGAGACAUCUUUUGUUGAGGAGAAGAACUUGAAAAACCAGUAUCUAAAUGAACGUGCUGAGAACGAGCAGGAACCAAAGCCUGUUGACAAGUUAACGCCAGCACCUGGUUGUGAAAAUCAAGAAGAAGACAGAAACUCAUAUCGAGUCACUGUUGUCAAACAAAUCCAGUGCAUUUUUGGCCACUUGAUGAAGAGUCGUCUACAAUACUACACACCUCGUGGACUAUGGAAAUCAUUUCGCAUGCAGGACAGACCAGUAAACGUUCGAGAGCAGCAAGAUGCAAUGGAAUUCUUUAAUGGAAUCGUAGAUGGUGUGGAUGAAGGACUUAAGACUAUGGAACAUGAACAGAUAGUUGUGAAGGUGAUGGGAGGUGUGUUUGCUGAUCAAAAGAUUUGCAAGGGAUGUCCACAUAGAUAUGCCAAGGAGGAGCCAUUUAUGUCUAUUAGUGUAGACAUUCGACAUCACCAACACUUACUGGAGUCUUUGGAGCAAUAUGUAAAAGGCGACCUACUGGAAGGCGAUAAUGCAUACUUUUGUGAAAAAUGUCAAAAGAAGGUGGACACUAUCAAGAGAACUUGUAUACAAAAGCUUCCACCUGUCUUAGUUAUUCAACUGAAGAGAUUUGAUUACGAUUGGGAGAGGGACUGUGCAGUUAAAUUCAAUGACUAUAUCGAGUUUCCUCGUGAACUUGAUAUGGAGCCUUAUACUGUACAGGGAUUAGCAAAGUUGGAAGGUGAGCGAGUGGAGGUGGAGGGUGAUCCUGACAAGGACAAAGAAGAACGGGAGGAUGGUCCAUUUGUGAAUGCUUGUACUCGUUAUCGGUUGGCAGGGAUUGUUGUUCACAGUGGUCAAGCAAGUGGAGGACACUACUAUAGCUACAUAGCACAGAGAGUUGAUGGUCAAGGUACAAAAUGGUUCAAGUUUGAGGAUGGGGAAGUAGGAGAGGCCAGAAUGGAGGAUGACGAGGAGUUGAAAAGUCAAUGUUUUGGUGGAGAAUUUAUGGGUGAAACGUAUGACCAUGUGAUGAAAAGAAUGCAGUAUCGUAGACAGAAACGUUGGUGGAAUGCAUACCUUCUUUUCUAUGAGAGAGAAGAUGUGCCUUAUACAGUUGUGGGAACGGAUGGUCCUCCUGCUCCUGUGUUACCAGGUGCUAUAGAAAGAGCUGUUCAGCGAGAGAACCUUGAGUAUAGUCACACGAAAGCACAGUUUGGUUUGGAUUACUUUCGAUUUAUGAGAAAUCUAGCUCAAGCGAACUUGCCCUUUAUAUCAGAAGAGAGACCUGACAUCUCAGAGCAGCAAGAACAUUCGGUGAUGUUAUCUGUAAAGCUUCUUACUAAGUUUUUGUUUUCUGUUGGUUUUCGUACUAAGAAGGUAAUUCGAGGCUCGGCUUUAGAGUGGAGUAACAUCCUGCUUACUCUGCUUCGGUGUAACAAAACUGUACGAUUCUGGUUUGCAACGGCAGCCUUGUUUGAACACACUGAAAGAUUUUCGGAGUAUUUGUUGGAGUGUCCUAGCCAAGAGGUUCGUUCUGCAUUUAGUAAACUAAUUGCAUAUCUUGCUCACUAUUCACUGAACGACGGACCAUAUAAACGACCUUUGCCCUCGUAUGACGUUGCUACUUGUUCUCCAAAGAUUGAGGCUCCACCUCCUGCGAGUGAGACACAAACAUUGAGUGACUGCUUGCUGGAUGCUGUGCUGAGCCUUAUGAAGAAGGAAGUAGGAGAACAUGAUAGACACUUGCAGCAGUACUUUCAGCUCUUUCUUACAUAUGCCAAUCAAGGCACUGCAGAGCGUACUCAGUUAUUGUGGAUGCGUGUUCCCAGUCUAUUUAUCUCUGUAUCACUUGGUGAUGGCCCGGCCUCAUUGGGAUAUCGUCAGCACAGUCCUGAUUUUAGUAAACUACACGGUGUCAUCUCACUGCUGGUUCGAUGCUGUGAUAUCACAAAGAGAGUGAAGAGCUCUUGUUCAAAAUCAAAAGUGUUGAGAAAUCCAUUUAGUGAAAUUCCUGAGCUUGUUCCUAUAGAUACAGAUCUUGAACAAGCCAUCUUUGACAACCACAGGUAUGUUAAGAAGGUAAUUGUAGAGAACACGGCAUCAGAAGACACAAUAAGACUUAUUCGAUACUGCUCCUGGGAAAAUCCAGUGUUUUCUCGUAUGGUGCUGAGUGAACUUUUAUCUCAGCUGACGUAUGUUUAUACUUAUGAACUAAAGCCAUUCCUUGAUUUGCUGCUCCAUGUUCUCCUCAUUGAGGAUUCAUGGCAACAUCCUCGUAUCGUCAACACAAUUGCAGGUUUCCAUGAUCAGCCUGGUGCUGAUGGUCUAGUGGAUAUCAUUCAACGUGCAAGAAACCACUACCAGAAACGAGCUUAUCAGUGCAUCAAGAUGAUGGUUGUUCUUUUCAACAGUUGUAGUUUGGCCAAUGACUUGUUACACAAAGAUCCUACUCUAAAACGGCAAUGGCACAAUGCUGUUAUGUGGCUAGCAGAAGAGCUAGAACGACGGCCAUACAGUCACACAUAUGGCUACAACAACUGGUCACCUCCUGCACAGUCAAAUGAAACAUCAAAUGGGUAUUUCUUGGAGAGAUCAAACAGUGCUAAGCAGACGCUUACCAGAGCGUGUGAUUUGUGUCCAGUUGAGGAGCAACCAGAUGAAACAGAGACAAUGAUGGAUGAAUCACCACAAGAGCAGGACAGCCCUAUUUCUCAGUCAGGUAGUCAAUACAAUAACGACACGGCAAACGAAUCACCAAAUGUACAACACAGGCGACCCAAAUCCCCCGUCUCACCGAACGAAGUGCGAGUAACCCAAUCUGGGCCAAGCACGCGUGUUGAACUGAGGAAAAAAACGAAGUCAGUAGACAACCUUGAUCAAAUUGAAGAUUUCGUUACUGACCAAAAUCUACAAGACAGCAGUAGCUUACAGCCAAUGGAUGAAGACUGAUGCUUGUAUGAUAGACUUGCUGAUCACCGAAGCUUUAUUUCCCAUUACUCUUUAGGUUUAUUUAGAUCUUGUGUGUGAGGCUGUAGACCUGACGUUAUUGAAUCUAUUUGUGUGCUGUAGGCUGGUGUAGGAUCUAGUGUAUGUGUACGUAAUUUUCUACAUGUUGUAAUGCCAAAAUGUUAGCUUAUUUUUAUCGUCACUAGUGUGUAGAGGCAUGUCCUCUUACGUUGUGUAAUAUCUUUUGGUGUACUUUCA